UUCCAGCAGCGUUUGACCCGAGUUGCAUGGAGAAAGAUUCAUGUCGAAAACUAUCCACAGUAUUCAGUUGGAAAGGCCGGAUCCCGAAUCGAUGAGAUAUGUGGUGGGUGCUGGGGGUUCUCGCCACAUUGCUGGCUCUCUUCUGCAGUUUGGAUGUGUGGUACUUUCUACGGGUAGCAGUGGUGGUCCUGCGCGCCUGGUUUCAGCCUCCAGUGUGGGAUGUGACAGCGGAGCAGGUGCUUCUAGGACGGGUCACUCCACAUGAUAUCGACAUGGGCCAUAUGAACAAUGCUCGUUACCUACGGGAGUGUGAUUUUGCCAGAUAUUCUCUCUAUGUACGUAAUGGAGUGUGGAAGGCUGUUAGAGCCCUGAGAGGCUCCAUGGUGGUAGGAGCCACCACAAUGCGUUACAGAAGAGCUCUUUGUAUCGGUGAGGGCUAUGAGCUUCGGAGUCGGAUCGUGACCUGGGAUGACAAGGCUUUUUACUUAGAGCAGAGAUUUGUGUCGACAAAAGAUGGGUUGGUAUGUGCCAUCAUGUACUGCAAGCAGAAUGUUAUCUGUAGUAGUCCGGACAAGAUCAUGCAACAUCUAUGCAAAAGAAAGGUGGAAUGUCCGGAAUUCCCAGGAGACCUUCAGCACUGGGUGAACUUUAUCUCUUCCAACAGCCAAACCCUCAGGGCAGAGAGUGGAUUAGAAGAGAAGAACAAAUAAAUCUUUGCACUGUUGUUAAAA
Molecule: messenger RNA, 731 nt
Organism: Cynoglossus semilaevis (tongue sole)
Lineage: Eukaryota; Metazoa; Chordata; Actinopteri; Pleuronectiformes; Cynoglossidae
Product: protein THEM6-like
Exons: 3
Coding region: 99-710 (203 amino acids)
Source: RefSeq, a predicted model, not a curated record